CAUAACUUCUUUGUCUCUUGGUGCAUUCCACAGAGGAGGGAGCCAGCACUAGUCACAUUUUAAAGUGACUCUAACCAGUGCCAUUUGUUCGUAUUGUCAUUGAAAAAACCUUCAUUGUCUUAAUAUUGCAGGAUAUUUUAACACUCUGCAGUUCAGUUUCUGAGAGCUUUUCUGAUAACCCUUCCACCUCAAGCAAAAGAAAUAUCGAUUCCUGCAUUUCUGAAGAUCUCCAGAUUUGGACUGUUGAAGACUUUUCAGUGAGGCUCAUCCAUAACUUGAGACAUGACGAAUAAAUACAAGAAAAUCAUUCUGCUGAAAGGAUUAGAGAAAAUCGAUGAAUAUCAUUUUAGUAUGAUUAAGUCUUUACUGGCUCAUGAUUUAGAACUGACUAGAGAAAUGCAAGAUAACUACGACAGAGUUAAGAUUGCUGAUCUAAUGGAACUAAAGUUCCCAGGAAUUACUUGUGUCAACAUACUAGAAGAAUUGUUAAGCGACAUGAUAAAAUAUAAAGAUACUGUAAAAGAAUUUAGAAAGGAAAAGCUAAAAGUCGCAAGGGAAAUUGGAGCAGAAAUGUCACCUUCAGCAAAAAGGAGAAAACAGGAAGAAACAUGUUCCGAUAUGCAUGGACCUACCACACAUAUUAAUCUGCCAUCUGAAGGAGCAAAGGAGAGUCCUGUGGCUCAGAAAAGAAAAACCUCAACCCAAGGAGAAAGUGGAACAAAAAGGAAAAAGGUAUCUCAGAAGCAGACUCAGUCUGUCUCCCCCUCAGGAAGCAACACAUCCACAACUGCGGGCUUUCCUCCACUUCCCCAGACCUCACCAUCAGCUUCAUCUUCCACUCACCUACCCAAGAACCAGAAAAGCCAGGUCCAACAUAAGGGAGCUGCCAGGAGAAGUUCUCUUCAAAAGGGCCCAAUGACAGUGAUGGUACUAAAAGCAACAGAGCCAUUUGAAUACGAGUCUCCAGAAGAGGGGAAGAGCACAAUGUUUCAUGCUACAGUGGUUACUGCCAGUCAGUUUUUCCAAGUGAAGGUUUUUAACACCAACCUAAAAGAGAAAUUCACAAAGCAGAAGUUCAUUACCAUAUCAGAUUACUCUGAAUGCAAAGGAAAUCUGGAGAUAAACAAAGCAUCAUCUGUAUCGGAAGCUGGUCCUGAUCAAAAGUUUGAAGUGCCAAAGCACAUCAUCAAAAGAGCAAAUCAAACUCCCAAGAUCGAUAGUCUUCACAAGCAGGCCCCAGGAACAAUCGUGUAUGGCUUGUUUGUGUUACAUCAGAAACAAGUAAAUAAGAAGAACACAGUCUAUGAAAUACAGGAUAAUACAGGAAAGAUGGAUGUCCUGGGGAAUGGAAAAUGGCACAAUAUCGAGUGUGAAGAAGGAGAUAAACUUCGACUCUUCUGCUUUCAACUGAGAACAGUUAAGAAGCUGAAACUCACAUGUGGACUUCACAGCUUCAUCCAGGUCAUCAAGACUAAGAAAAGAAGGACCAAUUUAAUUCAGAAAGUUGGAGAAGCAAUGGGGAAUGAAUUCAAGAGAAUUGUUCUGCUGAAAGGAUUCCAGCACAUGGAUGAUUAUCAUUUUAAGAUGAUUAAGUCUCUACUGGCCCAUGAUUUAAGACUGACAAGAAAAAUGCAAGAAGAAUACGACAGAAUUAAGAUUGCCGACUUGAUGGAAGAAAGGUUCCGAGGGGCUGCCUGUGUUGACAAACUAAUAGAGUUGGUCAAAGGAAUUGAUGAUAUUAAACACCUUGUUAAACCUCUUCAAAAGGAGAAGUUAAAAGUUUUAAGGAGACUCAAUGCAAAAGAAACCGCUUCAGCAAAAAAAAGAAAGCAGAAUGAAUCCAGUACUGAUGAAUCGACAUCCGCCACAAAUGAAGCUUCGGGAUCUGAAUCAACCAAGAAUACACCUAUGAAGAAAAAUAAAACCACAGAAACUAAUGAAUCUAAAAGGAGGAAGCUAACCCAGGAGGAAAGUCAGCUCCCAGGAACUUCCAGGCAGCUCCUAGAGUCAGCAACCAGCACACAGUCCACUGAGAGCCUUUUCCAGACUCUUCAAACGCCUGCACCAACCCCAUCCAGAAUUUCCUCCACCAAGGAAAAAAAAGACACAACCACCAAAGCUAAUGACUUUAAAAAGAAGGUAUCUCACAAACAGAGUCAGCUUCCAGGAACUUCAGCAGCCAGCGCAUGCCCAACCCAAAGCUCUUAUCAGAUGAUGCAAAUGUGUCUACCAGCCCCAUCCACCAGUUCCUCAGUCAAGGAAGAAGAAAAAAAAUGUAUGUUCCUUCUGAAAAAAGAAGGCACAACCACUAAAACUGUUGACUCCUCGAGGAUGAAACGACCCCCAGUGCAGAGUCAGCAUCCACAACUCUCAACAUACAGCAUGUACUCAACUGAAGCCUGCCUCCAGAUGCCUCAGAUGCUGUCACCAACCCCGGCCAGCAGUCCCUUAGCCAAGAUCAGUAGCCUCCCCUCCAACUCAAAGUGCUCUCCUGACACCCAGAAAUGGUGCCGGCCACUGGGGAGACAGGAGAAACCAAGAUUGAAGGUGGUGCCGAAAGAAGCUUCCAAAGAGGAUGGUUUCCACAGUGGCCCCAAGGAAGUGAUGGUGUUGAAAGCCAUGCAACCAUUUACGUAUGAUGUCAGAGAUGGCGAGAGAAAGAUGUUUCAUGCCACAGUGGCUACUGAGAACCAGUUCUUCCAAGUGAAGGUUUUUCAUGUCGCCCUGAAGGAGAAGUUCAUCCCAAAGAAAAUCAUUGCCAUAUCAGAUUAUUAUGGCCGCAAUGGGUUCCUGGAGUUGUACAGUGCCUCAUCUGUGUCUGAGGUUAACACUGACCGAAAGAUGGAGAUCUCUAAAAGCUUGAUUCAAAAGGCAAACGCAACUCCUAAAAUCAGUGAUCUUUACUUGCAAACUCUAGGAACAUUUGUGAGUGGGGUGUAUCUGGUGCAUAAAAAAUUGGUGUGUAAUGAAUGCCUAUAUUAUGAAAUACAAGAUAAAACAGGAGUGAUGGAAGUCCUGGUUUACGGAAGACUGACCAGUGUCUACUGUGAAGAAGGUGAUAAACUUAGACUCACUUGCUUUGAAUUGGCAUUAAGUGGAGAGAAGAGGCAGCUGAGAUCUGUAAUUCACAGUUUCAUCAAGGUCAUCAAGGCCAGGUAAAGCAGGAAACCACAACUCCAUCCUGAUUCAUAUAUGGAAGCCUCACUAGAGCUACUCUUCUAAAAACCUGGAUGUCAUUAAUAUUGAUGUUUGCGGAGCUAAGAUCUAAGUACAAGAAAAAAUAUACAUACACAUAUGGUUGAAAUAGAGCAAUAUAUAUAUAUACUCUUAAUUUUUACGAAUGGAUGUUGAGAUUAUUUCAUUUUCAUUUUUAUAUUUUUCUGUACCAUUUCGAUGCAAUAGUUUGCAUCUACGAAUUUUGUAAUUUGGAAAAAACAAUAAAUGUUAUGUUUGUUUGUUUUUUUCUAAAGACCUGCUUCCGGAGUUCCCGUCGCGGCGCAGUGGUUAACAAAUCCGACUAGGAACCAUGAGGUUGCGGGUUCGGUCCCUGCCCUUGCUCAGUGGGUUAACGAUCCGACAUUGCCAUGAGCUGUGGUGUAGGUCGCAGAAGCAGCUCAGCUCGGAUCCCAUGUUGCUGUGGCUCUGGCAUAGGCUGGUGGCUACAGCUCCGAUUCAACCCCUAGCCUGGAAAACUCCAUAUGCCUCGGGAGCGGCCCAAGAAAUGGCAAAAAGACAAAAAAAAUAAAAAUAAUAAAUAAAAUAAAGACCUGCUUCCCUAGGAGUCUA
Sus scrofa (pig) is the source of this 3786-nucleotide messenger RNA. The record is from RefSeq and is a predicted model, not a curated record. Lineage: Eukaryota; Metazoa; Chordata; Mammalia; Artiodactyla; Suidae.